Molecule: messenger RNA, 1652 nt
Organism: Paramecium sonneborni
Lineage: Eukaryota; Ciliophora; Oligohymenophorea; Peniculida; Parameciidae
Source: the annotation of a GenBank genome assembly
UAUGGAACCAAUAGCUACCUUAUUGAAUAAAUACUUUGAUAAGAAGCGCAAAUAUGAAUAUUAUAGAAUAGCUCAUUUGAUUGAAGAAGAGAAUAAAUAAAAUCCUAAUAGACCACCAAAAGGUAUUGUUGGAGAAAGACCAUCACCUGUAAAUUCAUAAGAGACUUAAAAAGAAUAGGAAUCUCCAGACACUGUUAAAAGAAUAAGAAAUAUUUAAAUAUUAAAGGAUUUGAGUUGGUUAAAUAAGUCAACUUAAAUUCUUAAAAAGAAAAAUGAUGUAUCUUGUACAUUAUAAGAAAUUUGCAAAUAAUUAGGGAAUGUUGCUUUAGAAUAAUCAUCACUCUUAAUUUCUUAGGAAAAAGGUGAUGAAAUUAAACUUAACAAAUUUCUAGCUUAUAUUAAUUAAUAAACAUUAUUGAAAACAUAACAUAAAGAUAAAACUUAAUAAAUUUAAAAAUAAAUUACAAAACUAAGUUAACCUCAUGAAUAAUUAAUUUAGACUCUUAACUAAAAAUAGAAUGAAGAAAACAAAUAAAGGUUUGGUUCAUAAUAUUCUAAAUAAAAUACAGAUCUAGCUUUGUAAAUGAAUAAAAUAUAAAGAGAUAUCAAUGUAAAUUUUAUAAAGAAUUAAGUUGAUUCUCUUUUAAAAAAUAAAUAAAGUAAUGAGAAUUUGUAAACAAAAGUAGAUUUAUAAGAUAAUUAAACAUCAAAUUCAAAAUCAAAAACUAUUGUAUAACAUUAACCUAAAAUAUCAACUUAAUUAUUUUUAACAAAUCUUAGAAAAAACUUUUAGUCAAUUCCUCAAAUACCUAAUUCCCAAAAUUAGAAUCCUAUUUUAUCUCCUACAUAAAACCAUAAUAAAUAAAAAACUUAAACAAAUAAUAAUUAAAUAUCAAUUGGUAAUAUUAUAUAUAUAUAACUUUUAGGUAAGUUGAAUCUAAAAUAGAUUUCUAAAUUAUUUAUUGAAGAAGAUCCCACAGAAUAAGAAUUAAAAUGGAAAAAUGGAUCCUAAACUCAUAGACCACUUUCUAGUACCAAAAACUUUUUCUCAAAUAGGAAUAGUCCAACUGUAUCAAGAGGAGUCUAAUAAGAAUAAAAAAACAGUUAAAUGAAAUAAACUUCAGGUUUAAUCUCAGCCUAUUCUUAAAUAUAAUAAUAAUAAAGCUAAAAAAGUAUUAAAGCUGCUGGUUCAUCUACUAAUAGAAAAACAACAUAACCAAAUAUUCAUAUUAGAUAUACAUCUAAUUAAGAUAAGAUUAUCAAUAUUAAUAUUAAUAUUAAUGAUAAUCUAUAAAAUUAAAAAUAAUGUACUUAAAUUUAUUUUAUUUUUAGUAAAAUAAACGAAGCAUAAAAAGAAUCAAUCAGAAGGUAAACCAAUUCAUCUAAAUACUCCUUUAUUGGAAGCUCCAUAAAAUUUUGUAUGUUUAACAGAUAGAGCAGGUUAAGGUGAGUUUUAGUUUAAGAACAGUAUAGCAGCAUCCUGUUAAAAUUCACCAAAAACAUAAAAAUUAAAAAGAGUUGGAAGUGGGUUAAGUUCAUUAAAAAAUUCAGGAAGUACUAAGAAUUCAUUCAUCUAAUAAAUGGUUACUUAAGUAUCAAAAUAAUAACAAAGAUAAGAUUUCUUUUCAUCAUAAUUCAGAAAACCUUAUUGA